AUUUUGUGCGACUCCACACAUACAUACACCGGCAAACAAAAUUGAGAUGUUGCGAUUGCCUCAUGUUUCUUAUAUCUGGUGAAAUUUUCUGGUGACGUUAUUCUCACUCUCUGUGUUAAAGACAGAACAACGAGGGCUACGACCAGCAGCGUCGCUAACCGCAAAAUAACGCUGUCCCCCCGCCUCCAAUGCCAAAUAAGUCAUCUCUCUCCUGCCCAAACCCAUUCGACGGCUGUCAUCGCUUAUUAAUUACGCAAAGAACGAAGAACCCUCACUGACUGCGACCGACAGAAUACCUUCGUUGAUCAUCUUCGGUGAAAUGUGUCGAGAGUGAUGUGACUGACAGGAUAACGCAAGUCGCGAAACGCCUUUCUGGGCCAGCGACUUCGAAAAAUAAGGAAGAUGGAGACUAUUUUUCACGAGAAGCAAGAAGGUUCGUUAUGCGCCCAGCACUGCCUGAAUGGACUUCUACAGGGCGAGUACUUCACCGCGGUUGAUCUUGCAACGCUCGCUCAGCAGAUAGACGAACAAGAACGUGAAACCAUGGCAGAAGGUGGUGUACACAGCGAAGACUACCGGCGUUUCUUACACCAGCCUUCCAGCAACCUGGAUGACAGUGGCUACUUUUCCGUACAAGUGAUCGCAAGUGCACUCAAAGUAUGGGGAUUGGAGCUGGUUCCGUACAGCAGCAGCGAUCCAGUAGCACAAGCUGCACAACGUGAUCCGACGAAACAGAAAGCAUACAUCUGCAACUACAAGGAGCAUUGGUUUACAGUCCGCAGACUUGGCAACCAGUGGGUCAACCUUAAUUCCUUGUUAUCAGGCCCAGAACUGAUAUCGAGCACCUACUUAUCCAUGUUUCUGGUGCAGCUACAGCAAGAAGGCUAUUCCAUUUUCGUUGUGGUGGGGGUCCUGCCAGAAUGUGAGGCAGACAGCGCCCUUGACAUGCACAUGGCUGCAGAUGAGGAGGAACGCCAGCUACAAGAGGCUCUUCAACAGAGCUUGCAACUGCCCUCAAGUUCAGGCGAAUCAUUAUCAUCCCAGUCCCAAAGCGUGCCCGAGAUGUCAGAAGAGGAAAUGCUGCAGGCUGCAUUGCGGAUGUCCCUGGAAUCUUGACGUCUGCCUAACAAUUAACCCGUAGUGCUUCCAAAAUACUUCUGGGUUCACAUAUUAUUUCAGACUUUCCCAGUGCAGAGUCUUUAUUUUCGACAUGCUUAUAAAUUUUUGCACAAUA
This is a messenger RNA of Ornithodoros turicata, 1234 nucleotides long. RefSeq names its product ataxin-3-like. The record is from RefSeq and is a predicted model, not a curated record. Lineage: Eukaryota; Metazoa; Arthropoda; Arachnida; Ixodida; Argasidae. Gene Ontology annotation, biological process: protein deubiquitination. The transcript is spliced from 6 exons. Gene Ontology annotation, cellular component: nucleus. Bases 403 to 1116 code for a protein of 237 amino acids. Gene Ontology annotation, molecular function: cysteine-type deubiquitinase activity.